AAGCACAUGGCCUGUGUGAUAGGUCUGAUCCCAGGUGGCCUGUAACACUUUCCCCAAAACACACGCUCACAAUCAUCGUUACCCAGGCUGCCUCGGUUCAGUCUGAUUGCUCCUCCAGACUUUAAACUCAUUCGGUUCUGGAAAUGUAGCUAGUUGCUGACAGUUGAUUUAAAAAGAUUUUAUUUAAUAUCACAUUAUAAAGUAAUACAAGAACUACUAUUUCAUUAACAGUGAUAGACAGGGGGGGAAUACAUUCUUCUGACCUCCUUGUGCAUGUGUUUUUGCAGACAGGUGUGCCAUCCCAGGACAGAUUGUGCUAUUGUCUUUGUAAAUCUACACCUGUUCUUUGACAGCUCAGACAACAGAAAACAUACUUUAAAGUGGUGCACAGCAGACUAGAACCAGACUGCUUCGCUGGGAGACCUGAAACAUGAUGCCCUCUCUGAGAUGCCUGCAAUAUGUCAUGCUGUGUCAGGCGGUAAGACUGGCCCGGACUCAUGCAGGAAGGCUUUCUAAGUGAAGGUCUCCAUGCAGAUAUUAUUUUACAAGCCAGGGUUUAGCCACUGAAGGACCACCAUCCCCCUUGAAACAGGUUUCACUGACAUGUCAUCACUGCAGAAUUUAAGAGUUGAGAGGAGGCACAAUAAAACCCCAGAGUCAAUGCAAAUCACAAUACUGUUAAAACGCUUUAAUGGAGUCGUUUACUUCUCAAUUUGAGGGGUCUGUUGCCAAGUGAAUGACAUUUGAAAGUAUGGGAGACAAUGAGCGACCUCUGCUGGUGAGGAAUUAUGAGACAUCAAGUUCAUAGCACCUAUCACAGCUGCACAAAAUGAAAUCCCAACUGCACAAAACUGGUUGUAAAGAUGGUUACACACCCGGCGUUAAAUCCAAGUCUAACACAUUAUGUCGUUUAUGUGAACAGCAGGAAGAAUACAAUGACCCUAACCAGACAGAGCAGGCGUGAGUCAGCAGGCUGAAGUUUUCACUCCACAACAUCUCAUCUCAUGUCGUGCGAGAAGUGGCGCAGCCCCUCAGCUCAGCGUGAGCUGCGCAGACCGGUCAAACUUUUAGUGCACUCCCGCUUUCAUGUGUUCAGACUUGUAAAAUAACUUCGUCCUAACUCAUUGUGCUUGCACAGUUGCAAACUAUGCGCGCUGAUUGCCCAACUCCUUGCGGAGAAAAGGACCCAAUCUGCCAAGUUUCAAACCCAGGCGGGAUGGAGUCGCAAAAAAAGCCAGAGACGGGUCAUCUCGGUGACGGUGUUUGUCCGAAAGGAUGCGGGCUUCUGCUGUCCGGUGAGGACGUCAGCGGAGGGGAGCACUGCUGUGUGGACGCGCUCCGCACGGUCACCGAUGCGCUGGAAGAAAGAAGCGCAACUUUGGAGCAUGAAAGCCGGAUGGCGAGGCUCAGGUGGAACAGGAGGGAGCAGUACCUGUUAGCCCAGGUGUCAGCUCUGCAGAACGAGGCCCAGCUCGCUGCCCUCAAGUACCAACGGAGACUGCACCAGUACAUGCUGCACAUCCACAGCAUUGCAGAGCAGGUCACUGGGUACUGCAAGAGUGAUUUGAGGACCACUGCUGGCAUGCAGGGCCAGACAUCAGAUAAAGCAACGUGUGCAGAGGGAGAGCCACAGGAGCAGCUCAAAGCACCUGAGAUGUGUGUAUGUGUGUUUGGAGGUGACGGGGUGUUCUUGGCUUGUCAACUGCGAUCACUGGAGACCCUGACUGAUGCCACAGUGCAGACAGCAGAAAGACAGCACAUUGUUCUACAGGUGAAUGGGAAGGAGUUGUCCAAGUCCAGCCAUGAGGAGACUGUGGAGGCCUUUCGCGGUGCCAAGGACCCCGUCGUGGUGCAGGUCAUCAGGCGGACCCCUAGUGGCCGCCCCCAUGGCCCCCCUCAGGAAAUCCAUGUGGUGGAUGUGUGCACUCAGACCGACAUCACCUUUGAACACAUCAUGGCGCUGGCAAAGCUCCGGCCUUCGACCCCUCCUGUGCCUGACGUCUGUCCCUUCCUGCUCUCUGACAGCUGUCAUUCUCUUCAUACAAUGGACCAGGAUUACUAUGAAGGGACAGACUACCUCUCCCCUGUUCAAGCUGAUGGAGAGAGGACAGAGGAGUUUGAGUAUGAGGAAGUGGAAUUGUGUCGACUCAACAGCCAAGAGAAGCUGGGGCUAACUCUGUGCUACAGAACAGAUGAAGAGGAGGAUGUGGCAAUCUAUGUCAGUGAGAUCAGUCCAAACAGCAUUGCUGCCAGAGAUGGACGCAUCCGAGAGGGGGAUCGAAUUUUACAGAUUAAUGGCCAAGAUGUACAAGACAGAGAGGAAGCUAUGGCUGCACUCUCCAAUGAUGAGUGUAGGAACAUCGUGCUGCUGGUUGCCAGACCUGAGAUGCAGCUGGAGGAGGCCUGGCUGGAUGAUGAGCACAGUGAGUUCCUGGAGCAGCUGAAGAUGGAAAUGUUGGAGGAGCAGCAGAGAGAGGAGAUGGAAUUGGCUGCCUUACAGGAGGAGCAGGAGAAUGAACAGAGAGCAGAAGAUGACAAGCCCACCUGCUCCACACUCCCUCAUCAUAAGGACAGUGUACUGAGUAUAAAAGACAGAAUGGAGAGCUCAGAGCAUAAUGUCCUGGCACACAUCCAGAGACGUCUGUCCCAGUGCCUAAGAGACAAUCGGGACACGCACUGUACCACCAGCUCUAUGCGGCUGGAGGACAAAGAGGAUGAGGACGAUGAUGUGACGGAGGGUGAUCGUUUCCAGCAGCUCUUGGAGCUGAAGUGUCAGAUACGUAACAGCGGUGAGUACGACCUGUUCUACAGCCGCCGCAGCACCAUUGAGUGCAGCGUGGGGGAGCAGGGCGGCGUACAGCAUGAGCUACGUAUGCUCAACGAGGAGCUGCGCAGCAUCGAGCUUGAAUGUCAGAACAUCAUGCAGGCCCAUAACCUUCGUAAGGGCCAGCAGUCUCCCUCCACUGGCCACUCUGCACCCUCAACCAAAAACCUCCAUCGGAGUGAGCCCACAAGGGGUAAGCUGGCCGACAUUAAUGAGAGGCUGGAGAAAUCAGACAAGGACAGCUCCAGUGCCUAUAACACAGCGGAGAGUUCACGGAGCACCCCUCUGGCAAUGGACCGCUCCCCAGAGCACUCACUCCAGAGGAUGGUUAGUCUCACCAACCAGAGGAACCUUUGCAGUGGCCUUGCCACUGGCCCUUCUCUUAGCCCAAGCCCCAUCCCAGCAUACCGUGCUCCAGUCCCAGGCAAAGGCAGCAGCCCUGACCACAACAAUCCUUCUGAGUUGAACCAGACACUUCAGGCUGAGGAGGUGAGCGGUGGGAAAUUAAAGCCACGCGCUUCCCACAUUCCUUACUUCUCUCCAUCCCACAGUUCCCAGCAGAGGCAGGUCAACAUCCCAGCUCAUGCCCGCCACUACCAGAGCUACAUGCAGCUGAUCCAGCAGCGCUCAGCUGUCGAGUAUGCUCAGAGCCAGCUCAGCCUCCUCAGUGUCUGCAAAGAGCCUCAGAGGCCCAUUAAUGAGCCCAAGAUGGAGUGGAAGGUCAAGAUCCGCAGCGACGGCACACGCUACAUUACCAAGAGGCCUGUGAGAGACAAGAUCCUGAGGGAGAGAGCCCUAAAGAUUAAAGAAGAGCGUAGUGGAGGAAUGACCACGGAUGAUGAUGCAAUGAGUGAAAUGAAGAUGGGGAGGUACUGGAGUAAAGAGGAAAGAAAGCAGCACCUGGUCAGAGCAAAAGAACAGAGGAAAAGACGAGAGUUCAUGCAGCGUAGUCGGCUAGAAAGCUUGAAGGAGAACCCUCAGAGCAGCAGCGAGGGUCGCAAGGAAGUCAGCAUUAUAGAGCUCAGCCACAAGAAGAUGAUGAAGAAACGCAACAAGAAGAUCCUGGACAACUGGAUGACCAUCCAGGAGCUGAUGACUCAUGGUACUAAAGCCCCUGAGGAAGCAAAGGUGCACAACGCCUUCCUAUCAGUCACUACUGUAUAAAAAAAAAAACCCACACACAUUCUACCCCAUGUGGUAUAAUAUACUUGCCUCGUUCAAUGUGGCAUUUUUAUGAGGACAAUAGGACUAUUUUUCACACUUUGUAACCCAAAAAGCAUUUUGUAAAGAAUUUAUCAGUGGUGUCAUGGCAUUUUCUUCAUGUUUUUCAGCAUUGUUUUUCACAUCCCUCUGUGGAAAAAACAUUUUUUCUAUGAAAUUAUGACUAUAUAAUUAUUUUAAUACUUCACUCUAAACAUGUUUAUCUUUUCAAUUCUAUUUUCAUAUUUAUGUUGUAACCAUAUAACUCAAAAUAGUUGUAUGAGCAUCUUAAGAAAAGUUAAGUAUUUCCUUUUGUGUAUUAUGUACACUUGCCAGUUGCAACACACAAUAAAUCAGUGGGUCUCCUGCCUUUCACUAACUUUUUUUAAUGGUCCUUUAAUAACCAGAUCUACUUACCCUUUAAAGCUGAAAUAAAUAACUCAAUGUUGUCGAGAGGUAGUGAAAUUAUGUUGCGGACUAUCAGUGCAUAGACUUGGACUGGAAGUCCAACUAGCCAUAAAGUCUAAUAAUCAACCAUAUAGAUAUCAUAAAAUUCUAAUGGCUUAAAGGCAGAAUAACGCCAGGGACACACAGGAGGCGGAAGAGCCACGCUAGGUCAUUUCUCCUGCGAGCCUGGCAAUUCACACCAGAAGUGCAUUUCUCCGCACCGGUCAACAAGCGAUUCUGCUCCUCUGCUCUUUUCUAAUCUCAAUAAAGAGCUUUAUAAUAACCUCAUGAAUUUAUAACUUAAAGCUUUUUAUGUGUUUCUGCAGGGCCUCGCUUCUUCUGCAACAGUGAAGUUAAAAAGAUCGCCUUGUGUGAUGAUCUGCGGAAAGGGAAACACACACAGGCUUGUGUGUGUGUCUCUCUCUGUUUAGAGACAACUGACAAAUAUGUGGAAUAAGUACGUAAUUUAAAAAACAAUCAAACAGCUGUGAUACUAUUUCUAAUAAAUAUAGCCUAGUGGAUGGGCAGAUCUUGAUAUUUCAUCAUUGGGGGGGGGGAUAACUCCAGGAGAACAGCGAGGAGAGGGUCAGAGAAAUCAAAAGGGUUGGCAAGCAUGGGAUAUUAUUUAUCAGAAUCAGAUCGUUUAUAAGUAGGGUUUUUUUUUUUGCCAGAUUCGCUCGCAGCAUGUGGAACAAUUAGACCAGACGGCGAAACUAUCGCUGCUGAGCAAUUGGUUAACAUGGGUGCCGAAAGGAAGCGGGCAGGACUUUGGGCACAUCACAGCACUUCCGCGUCCUUUGUAGGAUUUGUCCAUUGCUGUUUGUUCAAAGUUGGGCCCUCCUCCCCAGCUCAGAGAGAGAGCGGCGUUAGUAAGAACAAAGCAGUGAAUCGGAGAAAUAAAACAUUAUUUUCUGACUGGCUAGGGGCUACACACCACUGCCCAAAGGUUGACACCCAGAAAUGUCCCGAACACAGCAAACUAAUAAACUACAGGCAGAGGGCAGGGUCUCUGAAAAAAAAAUAAGGUACAAAUUUCAGCUUUAAAGGGACAAAUAUCACACAUUCCAAUCAUAGUUCUAUAUAACUUGCUCCUAAUAAAAGAUUGAGUAUAAACAGCAAAAAUGUGUUCAAUCCCUAAAAUGUAAUAAAUUUGAAAUAAAUCCAAUGACCUGAAAGGGAAAAGAUCGCCUCAAAACUCAUGAAGUGUUUCACCUCAGAAUGCCAUAUGUUUUUUUGGGGGGGGCGGAAUCCUUGAGGUUUUAGAUUACUGAACAUUGUAAAUUGUUAAUAUCAGCAAAGAUUUCUGGUCAACAAAUAACUUUUGCUAAUAUAAUUUUUAUCAUCAGCAAUUUUAUAAAAGCAUCUUUUUUAAAAGUUCAAUACCUCAUGUUACAGUGAAACUCUUGUUCAAUGUUGAUUCUGUAAUUUGUGAACUUGAGCCACUUUUCUUACAAAGCUACAAACAAGGAAACAAUACUAAGCUGCUACACUGACAGGUCAAUGGAAAAACAACUUUGUGGACACAGGAAGGAUGUAAUAGUACUAUUAUGUACUAUGUACUAUACUUCUAAAAUAGUUUGAGAUUUUUUUUCAUGUAAAAGGAAGACAAAUAUCCCAAGAGUCCAAAAAGCUCUGACUCAUGACCAGUGCUGCAGCUUGCUUUGUAUUGCUUGCAGCUUUGGGUAAAACAUUUUGUAUUCAGUUUUAUUUUUGCUUAAUAAUUUGGAUUUUUUUUCCUACAUAUUCAACAACAGAUGGACCUGCUCAUAGCUUUUACAUACCAGUAUUUUUACACCAUUUUUACUCUCCACAUACACCUUUACUCAGCAUAGCCUUAACAGCAAAAACUGAAUCAAUGGUACGUUUGUGUGGCAAACUAAUUUCAUACACAAACAAACUCUCUGGAUCGCUCUGUGCAACAGAGAGGUGUUAUUCAGCCUUACUCAUACAUUGUAUAAUUUGAGUUUUUAGUAACUGGAAAAAUUGAUAGAUAUUGUAUAGUUGUUAUGAAUUAUGUUUGCGGCCACAUUAACUUGUGUUAGGAUGAUUGCCACUGAGCAGGACUCAGAACACAGCAUAUUAGAUCAUUGAAAAACUAAACUGGUGAAAUGAAUGGGUUGCCAUUUAUCAACAGACUUUAUAGUUCAGUUACAUGUACAGUAUACCCAUCCAAAUGCCUCAUUUUUAACUGAAAUAUUGUAAAUUUUAAAAAUCGAUCCCUGUAUUUGUUUUGAUUCAAUGUCAAUGGUCUAAUUUCAAGUAAUGCGUAGUUGGCACAUUUGUAGCCACGUAAAAUGUGUGAUAAUGGUGAUCUUUGCGAAAGAAAUAAUAAUAAAUUAUUGUUUUUUGGUAUAACAUC
Siniperca chuatsi (mandarin fish) is the source of this 6830-nucleotide messenger RNA. RefSeq names its product PDZ domain-containing RING finger protein 4-like. Gene Ontology annotation, molecular function: protein binding. The transcript is spliced from 10 exons. The record is from RefSeq and is a predicted model, not a curated record. Bases 1148 to 3988 code for a protein of 946 amino acids. NCBI's taxonomy places the organism in Eukaryota, Metazoa, Chordata, Actinopteri, Centrarchiformes, Sinipercidae.